CUAUACAUUCUUACAUAUAUUCAUUCCUAUAAAUCUUCUAAGCAUCCUUCCUACAAUACCAACCAACAAUACCUUAUCCACAAUCUUAAAUCUCAUCAUCGGCGUUUAAACUUCCAACUCCAGGAUUCAAAAGACCCAUAUAUAUAUAAUCAGCGUAUCCCGCUCUCCGCCUUCUUCCACCCCCAAACCCAGUUUUGAUACCCAUUAUUUCCUCACUACUCAUCGAUUUCAUACCUGAUCGAAAAUUCCAUCUCGCCCCUUCCAUUUCUAGUUAGAAUAUCUAUCUCACUAGUGUUUUCGAUACCUACUUAUUCUUCUUCUUCUUCCAAAUCUUUUCAUAAUGCCUUCUGCAGUUACACCACCACCAUCACUUAGUACCCAAGAUUUGGCUGUUAAGAAAACAAGUUAUUCUCGUACGCAAGAUCCAGAAAUGUUGAAGUGUAAGAGGAAGAUUAUUUGUUUCUCGGGUAUGUGUUUUUUUAUUUGCCUCUUCGCCUCUACUUUUCCCAUGAUGUCCAUUUAUACAUGUAUAUAUAUAUAUAUAUAUAUAUAUAUACCAGAGUAAGAAAUAAACAAACUAACUAACGUAAUCACCCAGAUUUCGAUGGCACAAUCUUCAUGCAAGAUACCGGACACGUCCUCUUCGACGCCCACGGCUGCGGAGAAGAACGUCGUCUAAUCCUCGACGAACAAAUCAAAACGGGCGAACGAUCCUUCCGCGAUGUCUCGGAAGAGAUGUGGGGAUCCCUCCGCGUCCCCUUCGAAGAUGGGUUCGCCAUCAUGGAAAAAUCCCUCGAGAUCGAUCCUGAUUUCCAAAACUUCCAUCGCUAUUGCAUCGAUAACAAUAUCCCAUUCAACGUCAUCAGCGCGGGAUUAAAACCCGUUUUGAGAAGAGUUCUUGAUAAAUUUCUCGGAGCGGAAGAAAGUAAACGCAUUCAAAUCGUAGCGAAUGAGGCUGAGAUUAGCGAGGAUGGAAGUCAGUGGAAACCUGUUUGGAGACAUGAUACUGAGCUCGGUCAUGAUAAAGCAUUAUCGAUUACCGAGGCUAGAGAACAUGCUCAGUUGGAAUGCGAAGAUGGAACAAUCCCUCUCAUUGUCUUUAUCGGGGAUGGUGUAUCGGAUCUCCCAGCUGCGAGACAGGCUGAUGUGUUGUUUGCGCGGAGGGGAUUGCGAUUAGAGGAAUAUUGUUUGGAGCAUCGUAUUCCGUAUAUUCCGUUUGAUACUUUUGCGGAUAUUCAAAAGGAGGUACAGAAGAUUGCUGAGGAGGAUCAAUUGAAGACGGGUGGUGUAGGAAAACCUGUUAGGUUUAACCCGAGGGCUAAUUUGUGGAGAAGAGUCUCCAGUAAGAAUGCUGUAAGUUUUCCUGCUCGAUAUUUCAUCUUCAUCUUUCAACUUCUUGAUACUAAUAUUAUACUCUGUUUCAAGGUUCCUUCAUACGUGGCAGCUACCCCAACAAAAGAAGAAAAAAUGUUCUUAUGGCCAGAAUCUUUCUCCGAGUUGAAGGAAAACCGUCCUUCGACUAUUCAAGAGCAAGUUGCUGCUUAAGCUUUGCGAUUUUGCGUGGAUAGAUAUUUCUUCCAGCUUUUCUUUCUUUCUUUUAUUUGCUUCAUACUUUUCUCUGGAACUGCAUUUUUAUUUCAUGUUUUUAAGCUGGCAUGGCGUUGAGGUUAGGCAUAUAUAUAGGUAGCCAAUCGGGUAUAAGAUUUUCGAGAGAUAAUAUAUGUUUGGAAUUAAAAGCGGUAUUUAUAAGUUAGGAUUUUUUAAAUAAGAGUUUU
This is a messenger RNA of Sclerotinia trifoliorum, 1775 nucleotides long. The record is from the annotation of a GenBank genome assembly. Lineage: Eukaryota; Fungi; Ascomycota; Leotiomycetes; Helotiales; Sclerotiniaceae.